Molecule: messenger RNA, 6035 nt
Organism: Wasmannia auropunctata (little fire ant)
Lineage: Eukaryota; Metazoa; Arthropoda; Insecta; Hymenoptera; Formicidae
Gene: l(2)gl
Product: lethal(2) giant larvae protein homolog 1
Exons: 16
Coding region: 379-3936 (1185 amino acids)
Biological process (GO): regulation of Notch signaling pathway; regulation of establishment or maintenance of cell polarity; establishment of spindle orientation
Cellular component (GO): cytoplasm; cortical actin cytoskeleton; plasma membrane
Molecular function (GO): myosin II binding; GTPase activator activity; syntaxin binding
Source: RefSeq, a predicted model, not a curated record
GGGUGGAAAACGACCGGACGCGGGUGGAUUAUACCGAAAGAGACAAGGGACACUGACGUGCGCGCGGGCGGUGUUAUAUAUCGAAGCGCGCGGGCGCGCGCGUUUACCGUGAACACAGCGUCGGAUUGGACGGUAAAUUAAUCGUCGUAAUCUGUAAUCGUGCGCGAACGUAAUUCAACGGUGACGUUCAUUCAAGAAUGCGUUAAUUACGCGCGGCCGGCGGUUAUAACGUGCGUGUCGGUACCUGCGUGUGACGUGCGGACGAGCGAUACCCUCGCGUGGUACUCGCGGAAGAGAGCGAGCGAACGAGACAGACAGAGAGAGAGAGAGAGAAAGAGAAGAGCAUACAACGCUGAGCUGGGCUAACGGCGAAUCGAGAUGCUCAAGUUCAUCAGGGGGAAGGGCCAGCAGCCCACGGCCGAACGGCAAAAGCUGCAGAAGGACCUCUUUGCUUUUCGAAAGACGGUGCAGCAUGGUUUCCCAAACAAGCCAACCGCUCUCGCCUGGGAUCCGAGUCUGCGGCUGAUGAUCAUCGGCACGGCAUCCGGCGCCAUCAAGGUUUUUGGAAGACCAGGCGUAGAAUUCUACGGACAACAUUCCGUCGAAAGCGGUGAGAAUGCCGUCACGAAGAUUGUCGCGCUGCCUAAUGAGGGUCGCGUGGUGUCCUUGUGUGACGACAAUUCAUUACAUUUAUGGGAGAUUAAUGAAAGUUCCGUGGUGGAAACAAAGACGUUGUCGUUGGAAGGGAAAUUAAAGAAGAUCUCUGCGAUGUGUCUCGAAUCUAGUGGGGAACAUUUAUUGCUAGGAACGGAAGGAGGCAACAUCUAUUUACUAAACCUGAAAACUUUUGUCACCCCGGAGAAUAUUAUCUAUCAAGAUGUUGUGAUGCAGAACGUUCCGGAAGAUUACAAAAAAAAUCCAGGAGCGGUCGAAGCCAUAGCCGAGCAGCCAGGGCAUCCGGACAACAUCCUGAUCGGCUAUAAUCGAGGUUUGAUGGUACUGUGGAACAAAGCCACUCCAGGAGCUCAACAGCUGAUGGGUUUGUUUUCGCGUGCGCAGACAUUCGUCUCCACGCAACAGCUGGAAUCGGUCCACUGGAUAUCUGAGAACCGCUUCGUCUCAUCACACAACGACGGUUCCUACGCAUUUUGGAGCCCGGGUAGCGACGCCGUGCCGGAGCCCACGACACUCUACGGGCCGUUCCCGUGCAAGGCCGUCACCAAAAUCCUCGUGUAUCCUACCGCGGAACACGGGGAGCUUGUGCUAUUCUCUGGUGGUAUGCAACGUGCCAGUUACGGAGGCCGGCAUACGAUCACUGUCAUGACCAAGGAGAAACAUUUAGUUUUUGAUUUUACAUCUAAAAUCAUAGACUUUUUCAUCGUCUUCCCGAAGGAGGAGGAAGAGAACAAUGAAAAUCCUAUUGGACCAGAAGCGCUUAUAGUGUUGGCCGAGGAAGAAUUGGUAGCUAUCGAUUUGACCAAUCCCGAAUGGAAAAUGAUGGCCCUGCCUUACCUAGUAUCUCUCCAUGCGAGCUCGGUGACUUGUUCCCAACAUGUGCCUAAUGUGCCCGAGGAACUUUGGGAGGCGAUCGUAGCGGCCGGUAAAGCGCAGACCGAACAUCUUUAUUCGGAUAAGUCGUGGCCUAUCGAUGGCGGUAAUAUCCUCUGCCAGAAGCCGGCGAAUCCUGACAAGCCUAGAAACAGAGAGCUACUACUUACCGGACACGAGGACGGUACCGUCAGGUUUUGGAACGCGUCCGACGUUGCUCUAACCCCUCUGUACAAGUACAAUUCGUCGAUUCUGUUUACCGGCGAGCACUUGGACGUUCUCGAACAACCUCCAGAGGACGAUGAGGACGAGUGGCCACCGUUCAAGAAGGUGGGAAUCUUCGAUCCGUACUCUGAUGAUCCGCGACUCGCCGUGAAGAAGGUCCUCCUCUGCCCGUUAUCCUCGACGUUGGUGAUUGCCGGCACAGCUGGACACAUUAUCGCCGCUACCAUUUCCUCGGAACCGACCAACAAGGAGAUAAAGGCCGUAACAAUGAACAUUGUCAACGAUCGCGAUGGAUUUGUAUGGAAGGGUCACGAUCAUUUGCCGCCGAGAACGACGAGCAUAUCAUUCGCGGUAGGAUUUCAACCGCAGAGCCUCCUACAGCUGUACCCACCGGCAGCUGUCACAGCGUUAGCGUUGCAUAGUGAAUGGGGAUUACUCGCCGCUGGCACAGCGCAUGGACUCGCGGUUUUCGAUUACACUCGAUCGAAAGCCGUCAGUGUUAAAUGCACGCUUAAUCCAAAUGAUCUUUCUGGUGCAGGCGACACUCCUAUCUCCCGACGGAAGUCUUUCAAAAAAUCUCUUAGGGAAUCUUUCAGGAGAUUGAGAAAGGGACGUUCACAACGUCGAGCAAAUGCUAAUAGCCCUACACGAAAUACUGCACCGGAGAAAAAGAAAGAAAGCGUGACUUCUUCACCGAGUGGCGAUCUAUCACCGGCAGAAGUAAAACCGGUGGAAAGACAAGUGGAAGCGAGACCCGUCGACGAUGCUCUAGGUUCUAUGGUUCGAUGCUUGUACUUCGCCAGAAGUUACAUUAUUAGCCUACAAAAUACAACACCCACACUUUGGGCGGGUACCAACAACGGCACUGUUUACGUCUUCACGUUGGCUAUACCGGCUGGUGUGAGGAGAACGGAAGAAGACGUCAACUGUACACUGGGCAAAGAAAUACAAUUGAAGCAUCGAGCGCCCGUAAUCGCGAUCACGAUCCUCGACGGAUCCGGCGUGCCGUUACCGGAACCCUACGAGGCCGAAAAAGGUGUAACGCCCGGACCCGACAUGACUUCCACGCACAGAGUCGUAAUCGCCAGUGAGGAACAGUUCAAGAUUUUCAAUCUUCCGUCCCUGAAACCGUAUUGCAAGUACAAAUUGACCGCUCACGAGGGAUCCAGAGUGCGAAAAACGGGUUUUGCCAAGUUCUCGUGUCUCGUCGAGCCAGCGGGAACUCACGAGGAAACCUGCUUGCUUUGCCUAACGAAUCUUGGUGAUUGUCUGAUACUGAGUAUACCGGAACUGAGAAGACAGUUAAAUGCCGCUGCGAUCAAGAGAGAGGAUAUUAACGGUAUUUCUUCCUUGAUAUUUACAAAAGCUGGGGAAGCGUUGUAUCUUCACUCUAGUUCGGAACUCCAACGAAUUUCUCUGUCAGCCGCGAAGAUGACGAAGGCGCAUUGCGCGCUUAAUUUACCACCGCACGCUAGAUCGUUUGCGGAAAAUACUAACGAAGUCACGCAAGAGCAAGGUGUUGUCGAGGGUGCACCUGAAACUGAAGGGGAGACGCAGGCAAGUCAACCGCCUACGGUGGCGAACAGAGUUAUCACGGAAAAUGGCGUAGUGGGUACCACUGGAGAGGAAGAAUCUCCGAAGGAACCGUCACUGCGACCGGCUACGAGUAGUAUAGAUGUAAACGGGGAAGACGACCGUCAGGAUUUAAGUUCUAUCGGAGAUAUUACGAUCGACAGUGUUAAAGAUCAUUUGCUUAACAGUCCACUUUUCAGAAACGCGACGUCUUCCGAAGAGCUCCACAAUCGUUUGGCAGGACUUAAGAUGGAGGUGACUUCACGAACUUCCGAGAUAUCCACUCAAAAUCAGUCGCUAGUGGUGAAAACAACCACUGUGGUUUCGCAAACCACGAAUAGCACGACCGCUAAUGGCGAAGUCGAGACGAAUCAGGCGAACGAAUCGCAACACGUAAACAGCACUACAGUAGAGCGAGAGAUACGCAGUGGUAUCGAGACAACAACGACACAUGCUACCAUCACUCUGCCCCCGAACGUCGAGAUUAAUGCCGCGGACUUGGCCAAUUUGGAGGUCACCACGACCACAGUGACCACUACUACAGAAAGGUCCAAGGCGCCGUUGGCUAGGCCGGAGGAAGUCAGUUCGUAGGCCUGUUCCAUAUCGUUUUUCCAUGCUGACCAUGCAUCGAUUUCGCGCUCCAUUUAUAGAGCCAUCAAUAAUUAGUUCUCUUACUGAAUAAACGUGUACACAGCGGCGAUAUAGAUAAGAUUUAUAUAUCGUAGAUUUUUUAAGAAAUUUAGAUUUCUACGCAGCAUUUCAGCGAUAAUCACUCACGCCGCGCGAGCGACGAGUGAUCAAUUUUUAAUACGACUUUACGCAUUUUCAUUGACAUUUACGUCAUUGCAUUCUACUUGUGAAAGUGUUCCAAUGAAUAACUUUGGGAAUUGACAGGGAAUCAAUGAUUUUUAACGAAGAUAGGGGCCUAGAAAACAUUUUAUUUAUCAUACGACAUAAGAAAUACAAAUCCUCUCUCAUUGUGAUUUCUUUCAAAAUUUUAAAAUUUUUACUAUUUAUGAAAAUCAAGAUAACAGUUUUAUGGAAUAUUAUCGUAUCAAAAUAUCCAAUUUUGGAAUAAAUUUAAACGAUUUUUAUCACGAGGAUUGAUAUCGUUUUGCACGGUCGAUUUUAACUUGUCUAUUAAUUUAAUAAUGAAUCUGGUGCAUGUUGUAUAAUCAGUCUAAUUGUAGACUUUUAAAAUAGAUUAUAGUUUACCGAGAGCUAGGGAGAAUGAUGAAACAUCACAAACCAUGAAUUAUGGCAGCCUUAAAUCUACUGUUAUUUUAUAUAUAUUUUUUAAUUAUUAAAGACAUGCGACAUCCGCAGUAUCCGCAGUAUUUGAAAUGUUUCGAGCGUCUUUUAUAGUUUUUUGCGAGCAGAAAUAUGAUGCGAUACAGAGAUGCUUCGAACAUCAAAAAAAAAAACGUAGCUACUUAAGUAGAGAGUUAUAUAUAUAUUUGACGAACAAGCGAGGAGAUUAAGCAAGAUAAAUUUGAGAGAUAAUAUCUGUCGAUGGUCGUGAUGUAGGAAGAACGCGUUGAAAAAUAUAUUUUUUAUCAAUGUUGCUUAAUCGUUAAGUUUCCUCUCUCUCUUCGCGUUAUCGAAGAGUGUGUUCACCGAAUGUUCAUGAGAGAAUCCUCAAAUAUUCGGGAACGCUUAACGUAUUACAUAAUACCGACAUAGUUAUUUUAUUGUUGCAUUUAUUCGCAGUCUUUUUUCUAGACGGAAUAGUCGCAUGGAUAGUCUUUAACAAUGGACUAUUGUUGCAAAAUUCUUUACCGAUUUUUAGAAACAUACUAUAUAUAUAUAGGUACAUAGUAUUUUGUUCGGUGAAAUACUUUUCGCUACAUAUAUAAAUAGAGUGUAGCUUUUUUCGCAGCAAAUUGAAUAUUUCGUAGCUUGUCUUUUCACGAGAGUAGACCGAUUUUAUUGAAUAUAAUAUUUUCUUAUAAUUUUGAUCUCAGUAGGAUUUGUCUUGGGAAUAAUUCAUAUUCCGCAAACUGCAGUUUUUCUUAACCACACACAUGCGCCGAUAAUGUACUCUUACGAUAUUGUACAAAAACAAAUCCGAAGUGCAACAGACUGAUGGAAAUGUGCCCUUCGAUCGCAUUUUUGCUUAUUAAUUUGCUUUCCUUUACAUAGAUAAUAUCAAAUGAUCAAAAUUUUAAUUGAUGAUAAAUUUUAAUUUUAAAUAUAUACUGAUGAUAACAUUGAUUAUCUUUAGAUAAGUUUUAAUCUUUGUAGAUAAGUAUUUCAACAUCCUUUAAAACUUCUUUUUAUUGGCAUUUUAUUGACGAAUGUAUAUUGAGUUAAUUGUAAUCUUUAAAGCAUAAUGUAUUGUCAUGUGUCGCACAUGUGUGUGUCUAUGUUUGAGAAAAGAAAAAAAAAGGUGUAUCUACGUGUUGAAAUGGAUUUUAAUUUUUAAUCGCUAAGUGUAAAGUGCUAUUAAUAAUACUGAUUUUAUCGAAUCAACGCCGAGCUUGCUGAGAUACGCGCAUUCAUAACAUUGUAAAUUGUUUUUUACUUUGAUAAAGUAAUGUAUAGUGUACACAGAGAAUGUGAAAUUGAAACACUGCCCCUGAAACUUUUUCCUAUCCAACACUGUUAAAUACCGAUUGUAACACGUCAUAUAUUAAAUGCCUAUUACAAUGAAAUAUAUAAGUAAUUCUUAAUGUAUUUUCUAUUUCAAA